Plasmodium gonderi is the source of this 846-nucleotide messenger RNA. Its product is annotated as 30S ribosomal protein S15. Bases 1 to 846 code for a protein of 281 amino acids. Gene Ontology annotation, cellular component: ribosome. The transcript is spliced from 4 exons. Gene Ontology annotation, molecular function: structural constituent of ribosome. Gene Ontology annotation, biological process: translation. Lineage: Eukaryota; Apicomplexa; Aconoidasida; Haemosporida; Plasmodiidae. The record is from RefSeq and is a predicted model, not a curated record.
AUGAAAACAAUCAGAACAUGUUUAGCCUUUCUACUAAUUCUCCACGUCCACGUGCAGCUCUGUACCUCAUAUUGUGACACCUUCUACCUAGAUAACCGAAUUAACUAUUCAUCCCAUGGGAAAUGGAGCCCCUUACAUAAAAAAAUGUAUGACAUAAUUAACAUGUACAGAAAGACAAGUGAUAACAAUGCAAAGCUGAAAAAAGGCUUGCUAUAUGUGAAGAAAGAAAUUCUCAAUGAGGGAGAAAAACUGCCGGAUGUUAAUAAAUCGAUGGAAUCAGAGACACAAGGAGAUUUCAAGACCAGUGUAAAAAACAAAUCAAAGAAUGAAAAAUCAGAAAUUGAAGAAAUUUUGAAGAAAAGUGAAAAUGUAAUAAUGGAACGUUCCUUUUCUUUUGACAAACGUGACAUAACUAUUAAGCCGGAACUUCUGAAAGAUCUGAUUACGCAAAAAUAUAGAAAGCUCUUUCAAAGACACCCAAAGGACUGUGGGAGUAGCGAAAUACAAAUUAUCAUUCUGACCUUCAAAAUAUUUUUCCUCACGGAACACAUGAAGAGGAAUAAAAAGGAUUAUGCUUGCCUGAGAGGACUCUUCAAAUGUGUAAAUAAAAGAAGAAAACUGCUAAUAUAUCUUGGGAAGAAAAAUCGGGAUGUAUUUAACAAAGUUACAGAUUUUUUCAAAAUAAAAAAACCACUGUUGCCAGGCACAGCAGAAUAUUACAAUAAAGAUCUCAAGUAUGUGCAUUUCAAAAACACGAAAAGGUUUAAAAAUAAUGCAGAACGGAAAAUAAAAGUCAAUACAAAAAAUAGAAAAGUUCAAACGGAUAAAAUUCUGUUUGGAGAAUAA